GAAAGUAAAGAUUAAUUAAUUAAUUAAGUUCACGCGCUUUCUGAAGAUCGAAUAUUUAAGUCUGAGUUUAGAUCUCUCUCUCUCUUCCAUCAUCGAAUCAAAAAAGGGAAAAUGGCAAUUACCGAUGAUGGCAGCAUCAACAACGACCUACAGGAAUCGAGCCCUCUUCUGAGCAAACAAGGCGGUGUUGAAGAAGAUGAGAAGAAGAAACUAAAUGUUAACAAAUCAAAGGAGGCGACCGCCGGUGUGGCAGAAGUUGGUGGGUUUGGGUGGACCGCCGAUGGGCUGCCUUUGGUUCGCGGGAGUGUUGUCGGAGAACCAAUGGGCCGCUCCCAGUGGGAUUCCUCCCUCCUUGCUUGUCUUGGCCGUAACGAUGAGUUUUGCAGCAGUGACAUUGAAGUUUGUCUACUCGGAAGCGUGGCCCCUUGUGUGCUGUAUGGAAGCAAUGUUGAACGACUUGGAUCUGCACCGGGUACGUUUGCAAAUCAUUGCUUGCCUUACUCUGGUCUUUACUUGAUUGGGAGUUCCUUUUUUGGCUGGAAUUGUCUUGCUCCAUGGUUUUCAUACCCUACCCGAACUGCAAUUCGUCGCAAGUUUAAUCUUGAGGGUACCUGUGAGGCACUUAACAGGUCAUGUGGAUGCUGUGGAAGCUGUGUGGAAGACGAGGUGCAACGUGAACACUGUGAGUCGACCUGUGAUUUUGCAACGCAUGUUCUCUGCCAUGCAUGUGCUCUUUGCCAGGAAGGCCGCGAGCUUCGUCGAAGGUUGCCUCACCCGGGGCACAAUGCUCAGCCUGUGCUGGUCAUGAUCCCUCCCGGUGAACAGACCAUGGGCCGUGGUGCCUGAGUGCUUACCGCCCAUGUCCUGCUUUAUAUAGCGAAAGAAUUCGAAUAGCUUAUCGGUGUAUCGUCCAUGUUUUUAUCAGUGUGGUAUCAUACAGUGGAAUAAUGUUAAAAAAGUUAUCUACAUUGUCUAAACUCUAAGGUACUACCAUUAAAGAAUGAUUGCUAGUUGUGA
This is a messenger RNA of Hibiscus syriacus, 1017 nucleotides long. Its product is annotated as cell number regulator 8-like. The transcript has 3 exons. NCBI's taxonomy places the organism in Eukaryota, Viridiplantae, Streptophyta, Magnoliopsida, Malvales, Malvaceae. Bases 112 to 846 code for a protein of 244 amino acids. The record is from RefSeq and is a predicted model, not a curated record.